AUGGCAGCUGAGGAAAAAUACAACCAAGAACUAACAACUGGUAAAAUCGUGUUGGAAGACGUUCAAGAGGCUUUGGAGUCAGGAGAAAAGGAGGAAAUAGAGGUGGCCUAUGAAAGAGUCUGCGAAAUCACAAGAAAACUGGAAAUCUCAAAAGACAAAAUCACAGAGGAAAUGCUUGCUGAGGAGAGGACAAUCGAUCAAGUACGGGAAUGGAACAAAGAGCAGAAGGAAAAAAUCAAAGAAUUCCGAAACAUGAGGAAAAGGCUAAAAGAAGAGCUGGAUGGCUUUAGACGAAGAGAGACAGAACAGAAGAAAGAAGACGAGCUGAAGCACCAACGGCGACUUAUAGAAGAAAAAGCAUCAAUUGACAGAAGACGGGAACAAGAAAAGGAAGAGGCAAAAAUCCGUGAACAAGAACGAGAGGAGCGAUGGUACAAUAAAAAAUUGGAAAUGGAGAUGGAACUGGCAAAGAAGCGAAAAGAGGAAGAUGUACAUGUCAAGCCGCAGCAGCAGUCGGUGAAACUUCAGAAGUACACGAUCACUCCAUUCAAGGGAGAUUACAAGGACUGGCUCCGAUUUUGGAAUCAGUUUAUGGUAGAAGUGGAUGCAUCAUGCAUUGCAGAAAUCAGUAAGUUUAAUUACUUGCUAGAAUUGCUAGACGGGAAACCUAAAGAGGACAUCCUGGGCCUACCCCACACUGCAGAUGGCUACGAGGAAGCUAAAAGGAUCCUGCAAAAGACCUAUGGCAAGGACAUCAAAAUACACAAAGCUUUAAUCAAGGAGCUUGAAGGGCUGGAAUCAAUUUCAAGCAUUCACAACACUGCGAAGAUCCACGAUUUCUACAACAAAUUGGCAAGGAUUGUCCGCACUCUGGUGACCAUGAAGAAGCUGGAUAGCGCCCAAAGCUAUGUCUACACGCUAGUUGAUAAGCUUGGAUCGGUGAAAGAAUCUUUGAUUCAGAAGGAUGAUGACUGGGAAAAUUGGGACCUACAGGAACUUGUGGAAAAUCUGGAGAAAUACAUCGACAGACAUCCGUUACCAGUUAGUGAAAUUGGUGGUACCAAGAAGAGGUCUAGCGACUACCAAGCAGAGUGGAAGCCACGAGACAAAAUGAUGUUAGCAAACACAAUGGACAGAGCAAAGGGAAAACAAAACAGUUGUGUCUACUGCGACUACAACAAUCACAAAAGUUCAGACUGUCAGAAGGUACUUGAUUUGGCUCGAAGGCGAGAGAUUGUGAAGAACAAAAGGCUCUGUUUUAAUUGCACUGGCUAUGGGCACACAGCUUCCAAGUGCAGAUCCAGAGGGUGUAGAAAGUGCGAUAGGCGACACCACACCUCCUUAUGCGAUGCGACGACGCUGAGUAGAGAAGAAAAUGCGAACCAGCAAUCUGAGAUGGGCAAGAGAGCACUAGAUGUCACAACUACCCUUCAUGCGACAAUUUUGGCCAAAGUAAAUGGAAUACCAGCACGUAUUAUGGUGGACAGUGGAUCAAGCAGUUCGUAUAUCUGCACCAGCCUCAUAACGCAGCUACGGUUGAAGCCAGUGGGUGUUGAGACAAAGAACAUUGAGCAGAUGUAUGGCACCGUAAAAAGAAGAGUGCAAAUAUUCAAGGUCACGGUACAGUCCAAUGUGGUUGAUGGUUUCUGCUUGGACCUAAAGUGUAUCAACGGAGAGAAGGAUACUCUAACAUACUUGCCCAACCCAAGAAUCAAGGCAUUGAAGGCAAAGUAUAGCAGAUUCAGAGGUUUGACUUUCGGUGAUGAAAAUAUGGAAGAAGAUAGGCUACCGAUCCAUAUCAUCUUGGGUGCUGCAGAUUUUCAACGAAUCAAGACUACAGAGCCUCCAGUGCUUGGACCAAAUCCUGAUGCCGACCCCGGGGCAGAAUUCACUAUGCUUGGAUGGACCCUGACUGGAAGAACCGUGGACACUGAGGGAGGAACAGAGAAGAUCUUCUUGAUGCUAUCCCCAAAGGAAGAAUUUGAAAAAAUGUGCUCAAUAGAAGUUCUAGGGUUGGCAGACACAGACAGUGGACCGGGAGAUGGUUUUCAUGAAGCCUUCAAAGGAAGCCUACAACGACUAGGUGAUGGCACUUAUUCUACUAGACUGCCGUGGAAAGAAGAUCAUGUCCAGUUGCCAACAAACAAGACGCUUGCUGUGGCCAGGUUGCACAGUACAACAAGACGGUUGGAAAAGCUGGGGAAACUGGAAGAGUACCACGAGGUGAUGGAAGCACAAGUCAAAGAAGGGAUUUUGGAAUCAAUUCCAGAAGAACCAAGUGGUAAAAUCAUCCAUUAUGUGCCCCACCAACCAGUUAUCAGGGAAGAUGCUGAGUCUACUAAAAUGCGAAUUGUGUACGACUGCUCGGCAAGAUCCAGCCCAGAGGACCCUUCACUUAACGACUGCUUGGAAAAGGGACCACCCUUGCAGCCAUUGAUACUGAAUAUAUUGCUGAGAAACCGAAUGCUACCUCUCUGCAUCACUGGUGACAUCAAGAAGGCAUUCCUUCAAAUAAAGUUGGACCCUGCUGACCGCGAUUCACAACGUUUAGUUUGGUAUAACAACCUAGAAGAACGCAAAAUGAUUGCUUACAGAUUCACAAGGGUCAUCUUCGGCUCAGCACCAAGCCCAUAUAUCCUCGGAGCUACACUGGAAAACCACCUCAGCCAGUAUACAAAAAGGUUCCCGGAAACAGUUGAGGCUUUGCUAAAGAAUACCUACGUGGACGACGUACAGUUUGGAAGUCAUAAAGAAGAAGAUCUGCUCAAGUUCAAGGCAGAAGCAACGCAGAUUUUACAGGAAGGUGGAUUUGACCUACACAAAUGGCACAGCAAUGUUCCAGAAGCAGAAGUCCCAACACCAGAGAAGAAUGUGUCUACGUCAGUAGAAGAAGAUUCAACAACGUAUGCAAAGACAGAAGUUGGUACAAAAUCAUGUGAGACGAAGAUCUUGGGAAUUCCAUGGAACAAGAAAAACGACGAGUUAACAAUUAGCCUGUCAAGAUGUGCAGAGACGGGAAAUGAUGGUGUGUUAACAAAAAGGAAGAUGCUGUCAGUGAUUAAUGGUGUGUUCGACCCGUUAGGACUUGCUUCAGCAGUCAUUAUAACCGCCAAGUUACUGUAUAGUCAAGUUUGCAAGGAGAAGUUGGCAUGGGAUGAAGAAAUAAAGAGUAAAGUAGCAGCUUUGUGGAAGAAUUGGAUCAAGAAACUGAUCAAGCGGCCAUCGCUGAGUGUCUCUAGAAGUGUCAUUCAAGGAAAAGUAGCGUACAUCACAUUACAUGGUUUUGCAGAUGCGAGUAAAAUGGCUGUGGCAGCAUGUGUUUACGUGGUUGCAUAUUACAACGAUCAAGAACCAAGCCAGCACCUGCUCACUGCAAAAGCAAGGGUUGCACCAGAGAAAUCCAUCCCACGACUAGAGCUUAUAGCAGCUCAUACGCUGAGCAAACUGGUCGCCUGUGUGAAGAAGGCACUGGAAGAUUACCAAAUCGAAGAGAUUCAUGGAUGGGUUGAUAGCACUACGGUACUGCACUGGCUGAAAGGAAAGGGCACUUGGCGCCAGUUUGUGCGCAAUAGAGUCAAGGCCAUCAACGACAGCGACAUUGAGGAGUGGCACUAUGUACCAACUGGUGAGAACCCAAGCGACUUGGGGAGCAGAGGAGUUGAGCCAACACAAAUGGAAUCAUUUUGGUUUCAUGGACCACAGUGGCUAUCAAGCAAAGAAGAUUGGCCGGUUCAACCAGAAAUUGGGGAAAGUAAAGAAACAGAAGCUGAAAAGUUGCCAAAAAAGGAACGACUAAUGCUUGCCAAAGAAGAAAAGGUUGUUACAAAUGCUGUAAAAGAUCUUCUAGAAAAGCAUACACUUUGGAAAACAUUGCGAAUAACAGCACUGGUACUUCGAUUUGUAACCAACUGUCGCAGACAGGAGAAGCAGACUGGGAUGCUGACAGCAGAAGAGAUAGAAUCAGCAGAGAUGUUUUGGAUCAGGGAGGUGCAGCAAGCUAAGGAGAUAAGGCCUGAUGUCCCACUGAAAAAGGAUCCACUAGGGAUAUGGAGAUGCCAUGGAAGAGUGCCUGACUACAAUCCGAUAUUUCUGCCACGAAGUAACACUUAUGUGGAACGACUAAUUGAGCAAUGCCAUAGAAGAAUGUUGCAUGGGGGAGUAUCUGUGACAAUGAGUUGCAUACGGGAAAGGUUUUGGGUACCUAAACUCCGCACAUUGGUGAAAAAGGUCAUUCACAACUGUGACAAGUGCAAGAGGUUUCGAGUGCAGGGAUUGGCAGCACCUUCAAACUCACAGCUACCAAGUUUCAGGUCACAAAUGACAGAUCCAUUUGCGUGCACUGGCGUUGACUUUGCAGGACCAAUCACGUACCGAGUGAGCAAGAAGACAGUUGGGAAGGCUUACAUUGCCUUGUUUACGUGCGCCACAACCAGAGCCGUGCAUUUAAAAUUAUGCAGAGACCUGACGGCGGAAGAAUUCCAGCGAGCAAUGAAGGAAUUCAUCGCAAGAAGAGGCACACCAAAACUAAUGGUUAGCGAUAAUGGCAAGACUUUCAUUGCAACCAAGAAGUGGCUGAGCAGGCUCAAGAAGAAUGAGGAGUUGAUGAACUACUUAGCAACUGACAAAAUCAAAUGGAGGUUCAACCUCUCACGAGCCCCAUGGUGGGGAGGAUUUUUUGAGCGGCUGAUUGGCACAAUGAAAAGAAGUCUCGCAAAGGUUAUUGGUAGAAGUAUACUCAAAUUUGCAGAGUUGGAAGAAGCACUUUUGGACAUAGAAUGCGUAAUGAACAAUCGCCCCCUGAGCUACCAAGGCGAAGAGUUCGAGACCCCAGUCAUCACGCCAAACAUACUGAUCAGAGGGCAACCAGCACAUAUGCUACAAGAGGAUCUGCACAAAAUAGGGGACGAGGAAACGCUUCCCAAAAGGAUGGUAUUUCUGGCCAAAAGCAAGGAGCAGCUACGAAAGAGGUGGUUGGGAGAAUACUUGUACGCGCUGGAGGAAAGAAAGCUCAAACAAAAUGGAAGUCACGUUGAAAUCCCGAAUAAUGGCAAAGUAGUGUUGUUGAAAGAAGACACAAAAAACAGAGCCCAGUGGAGAAUUGGAAGAGUUGCUGGAAAAAUUAUCGGCAGGGAUGGUGUCGUACGGGGAUUAAAGAUCAAGUUAGGCAACGGUUACAUCGUUGAGCGACCGCUCCAACUUAUUUGCGAUUUAGAAGUUGGGGGAGAAAACUGUGCCGUUGAUGUCCAGUUGAAUCCGAAGGCUCAAGAGUUCAGACCAAGGGAGAGUUUACCAAGAAAGGCAAGAAAUGAUGCGAAAAAUCAAAUGGCUGCUGUCAAGAUUCACGAAGACCAGGAAGACUUAGAAGAUGGAUAUUAA
Molecule: messenger RNA, 5376 nt
Organism: Rhopilema esculentum
Lineage: Eukaryota; Metazoa; Cnidaria; Scyphozoa; Rhizostomeae; Rhizostomatidae
Biological process (GO): DNA integration; proteolysis
Molecular function (GO): nucleic acid binding; aspartic-type endopeptidase activity; zinc ion binding
Source: RefSeq, a predicted model, not a curated record